This is a messenger RNA of Raphanus sativus (radish), 4585 nucleotides long. RefSeq names its product probable protein S-acyltransferase 20. Gene Ontology annotation, cellular component: Golgi apparatus; endoplasmic reticulum. Gene Ontology annotation, molecular function: protein-cysteine S-palmitoyltransferase activity. Gene Ontology annotation, biological process: protein targeting to membrane; peptidyl-L-cysteine S-palmitoylation. Lineage: Eukaryota; Viridiplantae; Streptophyta; Magnoliopsida; Brassicales; Brassicaceae. The record is from RefSeq and is a predicted model, not a curated record.
UGUUUCUUACAUAUCACUCCACUAAAAAUAAAAUUUAUAAUUCAUACAUUUUAAUGUCAAAAGUUUACAUUUAGCAAAAAAAAAAAUUCAAAAGUUUACCGCUAAAAUUUCUCGAAGAUUUCCACUUACAAAAAUUAAAAGUAGCUAAUUUAAGAUAUAAAAAAUAUUAAAAUGCCACAGAGUCAUUUUGUAUAAUCUAUUAUAUAAUGGGGCAGUUGAGGCUCUCCCUUGCUGCCACAUCAGCGUUUUUGUGGGCCCCACUCACCUUUAUUUAUUUUAUUUUUUUCUGAAAACGUGUUUCUUAUAGGUUCAUUAUGGUUUUAAUGGGCUUCGACUUCCUGGGCUUCGACUUUGGCGACUUUGGUGUGCGCCGUCAGAAAUCAGGUCACCCGUUGCCUUCUUUGUCAUCCUUCUUUUCAGUCGAUUCCUCUUCCGACAUUUGGUUUUAUUUCUCGAUCUUAGUGACUCUACGCCCGAUCUCUGCCGACGUCGCGAUUUCUCUUCCUCUAACGGAUUCUCCAUCCUCCUAUAUAUCCAUGUCGUCUAUGGUGCUCACACUGCCGUCGCCUACUCCACAUUCAACACUCUUCGUCUAGGCAGAUCUGCUCAGACCGUCGGUCGUCUCAUCGGAUUCUGGGACGGAGAGUUUAUGAGGAUAACGCUUCUCCUCCUCGAUGAACAGAUGCUGUGAGUGAAAUACACUCUGUGCAGGGGUCCGAUCUCAAGAACAAUGCAGCUACCACCAGAACGGAAUGUAACUGUCUACCUAUCUUUUUUUGGGAGACGAGAUCGGUGUGAGGAAUGUGCUGCAGCAGAUGGUCCGGAGAUUUCAGACGCUCAGAAGAAACGCAAGCUCCCCCGUGUGUGGGCGGAAAUAACAAAUCCUAUCGGCCCGUCAAGCGUCUUAUCUAUCUUUUUUUUAAACUGCUACUAGCUUUGUUUCCCAUUAUCAACUUUUUAUGGUUUUCCUUCUUCAUUUUUCCUCUGUUCGGAUAAAUUAUCUCUGUUUCAGAAUAUUAGUGAAUCUUUGACGGGUUUUACUAGAUUAUAAACUUAGCAAUGAUUUAUUAUUUUACUUUUAAAUUUAAUCCACUGUAAAAGGAAUGCUUGAUACGCACGGGUUGCUGCUAUUGAAACUCCUGACUAAUGAUUAACUGCAGAGUAUAUGCUUUAAAGACUAAAUGCCUGCUCUGUUUUGUUUAGCGAUUCUCAAAGACAAGGUCAGUGAAGAUGACGUAGGGUUAUGUAUGUUUUUUAAAACUGCUACUAGCUUUGCUUCCCAUCAAAAACUGUGGAUGUUUAUCCUUUAUCGUCGGAUAUUUUAUCUCUGUUUCUGAAUAUUACAGAAACUUUGACGGGUUUUACUUGAAUCUAAGCUUAGUAGUGGUCUUUUAUUUUAUUUUUAAAAUGUAUUCAAGAUAGAUAAAAUUGUCGGUAUAAACUUCUAAAAGGUAAUGCUUCGUACGUACGGCUUACUGCUUUAAAAACUAUCACCAAAUGGAAAAAUGAAGAGUAAUUCUUUGAAGAGUAAGUAGUUUUCUGAUCUGUUGUUGCGAUUUCAAAUGUGGUUGAUUUUGAUUACAAACAUGAGAUACUCAUUCAUUAGUACAAACACAGACACUAGAAGCACGUAACACUGAAUUUACUACUACACCCAAUUUUAAAACUUUUUUUUUUUGCUAAAACCAAUUUUUAAACUUAAGAUCUAAAAAUAUCAACACAUAUAAACAAACAAUUAAAUACUGAAAAAUUUAACUACUGAAAAUAACAAUUAAACAUAAUCAAAAACAGGAAAUAAAUAACAAACCGUUAACUCCAAAAACUACUGCCUCUAAAUAAUUGGUCCUUAACAAAAACGUAAUUUUUUUUUUGGAAAAUAACUCCAAAUACCAACCGUCAAUAGAACAUAUCUAUAACACCAUAUCCUUUCACAAAUAACACAGACAUAUUAACGAGCCACUUCUUUCUUAUCAUCUCUCACACCAAACAAAAUCUUGGAGCAAGUCCACAACAUUCCUUAAUCAAGAGACUAACCCAUAUUUGACUAACUUUAAUAAGAGAGCACAACAAUAUCUUCUCUACUAAUCUUCAAGUUACUUUAAUCAUUAUAGACUACAAUCAAAAUACUAAAGCAAUAGAUAACAUCGAUCUACUCAUUACACACCUAGAGCGACGAAAAUGAUAUAUGCAUUAUCUGCAUUCGAGAAGUAUGACUAUCUACAUAUAUCAAUUCAACUAUCAUUUUAGUAUCAACCUAAUCAAACUGUUUCACUUCCAAUGAUUCAUUCAUCAACAUUAUAGUUAACCCAAAAAAACAAAUGUUAACGUAAAAAAAUACAAAUUCAGAAACACAAAACCACACAACGCAUCGACAACAUAUCCAACCCCGCGCUUGCGCGGGGGCUAUGCCACUAGUAUUAUUAGUCUACGAGUUAGUCCUCAACUCCUCAUAUAAUAUAACUGCGUCAGACUUAAUUAUGACUAAACCUGCCACAGUCAGAGAAAGACUGCCAUUUUCUCAGUCGUGACGUGACUAAGAGUUUCGAUUGUUCUUGUCGCUGCUACAGAAGCUAUGGCGAGGAGACAUGGCUGGCAACUUCCCGCUGACACUCUUCAGGUGAUUGGUGUUACCGUGUUUUGCUUGUUGGUGGUCGCUUACUAUGCUUUCUUCGCUCCUUUCGCCGGAGGACGCGUUUGGGAACACGUUUUGAUCGGUGUCUACUCUCCGGUGGUAUGUUAGCUUUAUACUUCCAUAAAGCUCUUCUUGUGUUUGAUGGAUUAUGCGUAUCUGCAGGCUCUUCUUGUAUUCGUUCUCUAUGUUCGGUGUACUUCUAUUAAUCCUGCAGAUAUGUCGAUAUUUGACUUGCCUCAUCCCUUAUCGGCCAGAGAUAUCUCCAGGGACUUUAAUGAAACUGGCAGUCAGUUGCGGUCUUGUCCUAGUUCAGGUGUCUCAAUGAGUUCUACCUUAGCAAUAAACUCUAGUGUCAGAGGUUCUGUGGGAGAUGAUGAAAGAGUGGACUCGGUUACUAGAAAAUCUUGCUAUAAUCCUCUGGCUAUCCUCUGUUGUGCGUUUGUUCUUGAUGACUGCUGGAAACAGGAAGAAGAACAGGGAAAUAGCAGAGUGGGUUUAUAUUGUAGGUUUUGCAAUUCUGAGGUACAUAAAUCCAGCAAGCAUUGUAGGAGCUGUGACAAAUGUGUUGUUGGGUUCGAUCACCAUUGCAAGUGGCUUAACAAUUGUGUCGGCCGCAAAAACUACAUGAGUUUUGUAUCGCUGAUGACUGCCACCCUUCUUUGGCUCAUUAUUGAAGCAGCAGUGGGAGUUGCAGUGAUUGUGCGUGUAUUUGCUGAUAAGAAGAGAAUGGAGACAGAAAUUGUCAAUAGACUCGGAAGCGGCUUCUCUCGAGCACCUCUUGCGGCAGUUGUUGGUGUUUGCACUGUUGUUACCAUUCCGGCAUGUUAUCAUCUGAGCCAUCUUCUCUUUUUCCACACGUUGCUCAUUAAAAAGGGACUUACAACAUAUGAUUAUUUACUGGCAAUGAGAGCCAUGAGCGAAGCUCCAGCUGGAGUAUCUGUUGACGAGGAGAUUCAGAGUGUGCUCUACUCUCCAACCGGGUCCGCCACAACCGGCUUUAGUGGUGGAAGCUCUCUCGGUCUAUCAUACAAAAAGGGAGUCUGGUGCACUCCACCUAGAGUGUUUGAUAAUCAGGAUGAAGUCAUUCCCCAACUAGACUCUCACAUGGUCCCGUCAACCGUGGAUCCAGAUGCAGCAGAGAAAGGCAUCAAGGCUCCCAAAAGACCAGUCAGACGUAGUGCAUGGAAGCUAGCGAAGCUGGACGCAAAUGAAGCUGCAAGGGCAGCUGCUAGAGCCAGAGCAUCUUCAUCUGUCCUAAGACCAAUAGACAAUCCCCAUUUACCUGAUUAUGAACUUAGUUCCAUUGGCACGGUUAGUGUCAUAAGCACAGAUGCACAAGUGGCUGCAAGGAAAGAGAUACGGAACAAUGAUUUAAAGUCAUCUCUCUCUAGAAACUCGCUUGCUGCACCAAGUCAAAGUAGUCCAAGACAUGUUCAUGAAGAGUCAGUCAAACUUGCUCCUCUCCCUCAAUAUUCUACAGUAAGUGGACAUCGCUUCUCUGCAACAACAACACAUCACAUGCACAGAGGACACUUGUUUCUCUCUGCUCCUUCAACUUCUCUUCCGAGAGAUGUGAGAAAGACAUCAUCAGUUGUUUGGGAUCCUGAAGCCGGGAGAUACGUUUCAUCAGCUCUUGUAACGACAAUGCCUGAAGUCCGCAGUAGGAAUCCAAGAACCAUUCUUCCACCUCAAGAUCCAUCUUCUGUAUCAUCAGCGCUAAAGGCUCAUCUUCCUCUUCUGCAGCAAGGCGAGAGAAGACUGGUAUAUACAGGUGACUCUAUCUUCUUUGGAGGACCUCUGGUUAAUAUACCGACAAGAAAUAACCAGAGAAGUGAAGGGGGCUUAGUAAGAGAAAGACAAGAAAGAUUGGCAUCGACACUUCAUCAUCAAGAUGCAAGAUACAUAAGAGAUUCCACCUCACACCAGCUUCCAGUGUUUGCCCCUGCACUUUGA